GCCCCGCCCUUCUCGCCUCUGCUUCGGCGGUUUUCAUCCCUUCAGAGCGGCCCCUCCCCACCUGGCUAUUUGGUUGGCCCUCGCCCUUAGCGUACGUCAUUCACCCGCGCCACCCGGAAGCCGCGGUUUAUAGCAACUGUUCUUAUUGCCGGCGGCUCUAAGGAGCCCAUCAUGGCGACGCCCCCUAAACGGCGGGCGCUGGAAUCCACAGGGGAGAAAGUGCUGCGCUAUGAGGCCUUCAUCUGCGACGUGCUGCAGCGGGACCUGCGAAAAGUCCUGGACCAUCGUGACAAGGUAUAUGAGCAGCUGGCCAAAUACCUUCAACUGAGAAAUGUCAUUGAGCGACUUCAGGAAGCUAAGCCCUCGGAGUUAUAUAUGCAGGUGGAUUUGGGCUGUAACUUCUUCGUUGACACAGUUGUCCCAGACACUUCACGAAUCUAUGUGGCCCUUGGAUAUGGUUUUUUCCUGGAGUUGACUCUGGCAGAAGCCCUCAAGUUCAUUGAUCGUAAGAGCAACCUCCUCACAGAGGGCUUAGAGAGCUGCAAGGCCUGCAGAAUUUCCCGGAGACACCUCACCAUUGACUUCUUCCCUGCCUCCCCAGACAUUAAAGAGCCUGAAUGCCUUUGAGUCACAUGGCCCUUCUUUCCCCACCUCAACCCCUGCUGUUUGCUCAAGUGCCCUGAUUCUAAAGCACAAAGUUAUCUGGAGGCCCAGAGAUCCAGUCUCCGUGUGAAACCUUUAAAGCACCCCUGAAGUCCCGCCUCCAGCCUGUUGCCUAGCAACAUUUGCCACUUGACUUUCUGCUCUGCCCUAUCUUCUGUCGCCUUGGCAACCUGGGCCCCCCACCUGGCUCUUCUUUCUGUUUCUUUUCCUGGACAUAACUCUUUGAAUUAUCAUAGAGAAUGGGCCCGUUCAAGGUGGAGGUUUGUUCCCAAGACACUCAUUCCUGGCCCUAAGUUUUACCCCUCUCCCACACCCUAAUCAUUACUGGGGUACCUUAGAUUACGCCCACGCCCGUCUCGGCUAAACCUUGGCCUCACCCCGCUUCUAAAUAGUUCCAGCUUCCACCAAUGGGCACAAAGCCGAAUCCCUCCCUCCCUGGUCCGGCCCCUAUUCUAGGUUGAGUCCAGCUUCCGCCAAUCAAUGCAGAGCCAGGUUCCGCCCGUUUAUAACUGGCUGCUGCUCGACGCUACCCUCGUAGGCAUUUAGUUUCCACCACUCAACGUCCCUUUGCGUGCCUGGCGGCUGUCCAGCCCUCCUAUCUCUGUCCCCUUCUAAACUCGUCUUUUCUAGCCAAUCACUA
Messenger RNA from Felis catus (domestic cat), 1303 nucleotides. RefSeq names its product ubiquitously expressed prefoldin like chaperone (gene UXT). Bases 172 to 627 code for a protein of 151 amino acids. Lineage: Eukaryota; Metazoa; Chordata; Mammalia; Carnivora; Felidae. The record is from RefSeq and is a predicted model, not a curated record. Gene Ontology annotation, molecular function: transcription corepressor activity. The transcript has 6 exons. Gene Ontology annotation, biological process: negative regulation of transcription by RNA polymerase II.